GUCCAUCGACUAAGGUCAGUGGACAAUUUGUUUGUUGUUGUUCAGGAGUUCAAGGACUAUCAGUUUAAAGAAAACAAGGAAGAUGCUCUAAAGGAUUUGGAAGAUUUGGUUCAAAAGCUGCCUUGGACUGAUCCAUUGAAAGUUUGGGAGCUGAACAACAGCUUAAAAAAGAAAAAGACAAAACGCAAAAAACAAAACCUGCAGAGUACUGCAAGCAAAGAGAAAUUGAAUGAUGAUGGAGAAGAGGAAGGCACAGAUCCAAAAGACGCUGGUAAAGAGGAGGACUGUGCCCAAAUCACUGCAGGGGCAGAACCUGCCAGUGACCAGGAUACAGAAAAGGCAGAAGGAACAGCACCCCAGAAUGGGGGCGAGGAAGAGGGCGAUAACGAACAAUCGGAUGCUAAGGGUGAAUUGCAGGCAGGAUGUGGGGGUGAGGCCAGCGCUGGUGAUGACAGCAAGGCGAGUGACGGGGACACGAAGGUGCUGAAGUUCCGAGUGACGUGCAACAGGGCAGGGGACAAGCACAGCUUCACGUCCAACGACGCUGCGAGGUACUUUGGGGGAGCCGUGCAGGAGCACUUCCAGUGGAAAGCCGACAUGACCAACUUUGACGUAGAGGUUCUUCUGAACAUUCACAAUAAUGAAGUAGUUGUGGGCAUUGCGUUAACUGAAGAGAGUCUCCACAGAAGAAAUAUUACACAUUUUGGACCCACAACUCUUCGUUCAACUCUCGCUUAUGGCAUGCUUAGACUUUGUGACCCGCAGCCCACAGACAUAAUCGUGGAUCCCAUGUGUGGUACGGGUGCGAUACCAAUAGAGGGAGCUACAGAAUGGCCUAGCUGCUACCAUAUUGCUGGUGAUAAUAACCCACAGGCUGUAAAGAGAGCAGCAAACAACAUCUGUUCUUUACUAAAGAAACACGAGAAUAAGGAAAGCAGCGCUCCCUCGGGCAUACCCCUGGACAUCGUGCAGUGGGAUAUCUGCAACCUCCCGCUGCGCACGGGCUCUGUGGACAUCAUUGUGACGGACAUGCCGUUCGGGAAGAGGAUAGGGUCAAAGAAGAAGAACUGGGACCUCUACCCAGCCUGCCUGAUGGAGAUGGGUCGGAUCUGCACACCGGGGACCGGCAGGGCUGUGCUGCUCACGCAGGACAAGAAAUGCUUUGCCAAGGCGCUGUCGCGGAUGGGGCACAUCUGGCGCAAGGGGCAGACAGUGUGGGUGAAUGUAGGGGGACUGCACGCUGCCGUGUACCUUCUGAAACGCACCUGGGAGAGAGCCGAAGAAAAGAAAUCGUUCUGGUAACCUGUGUGAGAGAGGAGAAGAGACACC
Molecule: messenger RNA, 1329 nt
Organism: Mesitornis unicolor (brown roatelo)
Lineage: Eukaryota; Metazoa; Chordata; Aves; Mesitornithiformes; Mesitornithidae
Gene: THUMPD3
Product: THUMP domain containing 3
Exons: 8
Biological process (GO): tRNA methylation
Molecular function (GO): RNA binding; tRNA (guanine) methyltransferase activity
Source: RefSeq, a predicted model, not a curated record